UCAUUGUAGCGCCAUAGACAGGAGAGAAGGGAGGGAAGAAGGAAUAGUGGCAGUGAGAGAGUGAAAAAAAAAAAAAGACCGCCAGGCGCACGAUCCAGCACUGAGAACCAUCGACGAGGAAGUGUAAUUGAACCUGCGAUGUGGAGGGAGGAAAGCAGCCCAUCUCUGUAGUUCCCGGAGAGAGCGUCACCCACCAAAAAACGCGCAGACUGGUGACAACGGCGUACAGAGAAAACUAGUGAGAUGUCAAGGGAAUAAAAAUCAGUAAUCAUGUGCCUUAUUGGCACCGCAUCGGUGCCACCACAGCGGUAAGGUUUGUGGAGGGAAGGAAAGAGGGGGAGGAGGGGGAGGAGGAGGAGGAGUAGACAGCCUGGCAGACAGGUGCGACUCCACAGCCUGUUUCAUUUUCUCUCGGUCCCAGUUAAGUAACAGAGCCAUGGAUACCCGCAAGGAAAACAAGGUAAGGAAACAACCCAUGAAACCCAAAUCGACAACGCGGAAAGAGAAGAAAUACAAAACCGGGAGGUUUAUCAGGAGAAAAUCGCUGCGAUCUUUUGGGAAUUUCAUGGGAAGGAUCCUUAAAACUUUGGGCACUUUGGCACACUUUGGCGACGCGGAACCGCCGGACGCAGAGGACGACGACGGCGGCUUCGGGCAAAGCGCUUCGGGGGGGUUCAAAGAGGACUGCCCGCAGGUCUCCUCAAGGGAGGGAACCGCGAAGAAGAGCUCCACGGUGUCCUCCUCUCACGGCUCGGUGAAAGAAAGGCUGUCGUGGUGCUACGGCGACAAGACUCCCGGCGUGCUGGGACUGAAGAACCACGGCAACACCUGUUUCAUGAACGCCGUGGUUCAGUGCCUCAGCAACACGGACCUGCUGGCCGAGUACCUCGGGCUGGAGCAGUACAAAUCGGACGUGUGCCACAGGAGGGUGAACGGGGAGGUGAAGGGAGAGGAGACGCAGAGCGCCAGGGGAGAGGUGACCGAGCAGCUGGCGUCGCUGGUUCGAGCCCUGUGGACGCUGGAGUACACGCCGCAGCUGUCUGUGGAGUUCAAGAGCAUAGUGGCCAAAUACGGUUCCCAGUUUCGGGGAAACUCUCAGCACGAUGCCCUCGAGUUCCUCCUCUGGCUUCUGGACAGAGUUCAUGAAGACGCCAGUCCCAGCUCCAACAAUAACAGCAACAGCAGCAGCAGCAACAGCAAGACCAAAGCCAGUGCCAAGGGACCCAGGCCUUUGGACGAUCCUUCCAGUCCCAGUUCAGCCAGCUCACAGCAGCCUAGAGGUCGACAUAGUUUUGUCCAGGAACACUUCCAGGCUCAGUACAGGUCCUCUCUGACGUGCCCUCAUUGCCUUAAGCAGAGCAACACCUUCGACCCAUUUUUAUGUAUCUCCCUGCCAAUCCCUCUACGACAAACCAGGCCGAUGUGUGUGACACUGGUGUUCAGUACGAAGGGUCAGAGGUAUCUGCGGGUAGGGCUGGCUGUACCUCUCUUUGGUUCACUGUCCUGCCUGAGAGCCAUGGUGGCAGAGGAGGGCAACAUCUCCCCAGACCAGGUCAUCCUAUCAGAGUUGUACUCCACGGGGUUCCAGCGUUCCUUCUCAGAUGACGACGACCUGACGGCAAUUGCCGACAGUGACGUGGUCUAUGCCUUCCAGGCUCCUCCCCUCUACAGUCGCGGAGGCUCUGCACCGCACUCAGGGUAUCACCACAGCCUCCCCUCCUCCCCCUACACCUCCACGGCUGGACCUGAUGGUCAGAGGUUACCUUCGUCUGGCACCCUCUCCUCUGAAUACCUGAACCAGGGCGGAUCCACAAAGGUCCUCCUCCUCAUCUGUAACACAGCAGGAUCUGGCCAGCAAGCUGUCAGGUUUGGACCUCCAUUUCUUAUGCGUGAGGACAGGAGCAUCUCCUGGGACCAGCUGCAGCAGAGCAUCCUCAGCAAGGUCUAUUAUCUGAUGCUGAAUGGAUCUCAGGCUCAGAACGCUGGGGUGCUGUUUAAGAUCAGAGUGGUGGGAGGAUCUGCAGCCUACAGCUAUCUGUCCCCACAGGACAGCAGGCCACUCUACCACUCUGCAGUUGAUAGAGCGCUGAAGUUCUGCGGCCCUGGGGGACCUCCCCACGUAAAGCUUGUCAUUGAGUGGGACCACAAGACUAAAGAAUGUUUGUUUGGCAGCAUCCAGGAGGAGGUGGUGAAGGAUGCAGAGAGUGUGAGGAGCCAGCAGCAGCAACACCUGCAGCAGCAUAGCUGUACCUUGGACGAGUGCUUCCAGCUGUAUACCAAAGAAGAACAGCUUGCUCCAGAUGAUGCCUGGAAGUGUCCCCACUGUAAACAGCUUCAGCAGGGCAUGGUGAAGAUGAGCCUGUGGACUCUCCCUGACAUACUGAUCCUCCAUCUUAAGCGCUUCAGACAGGUGGGCGAUCGAAGGAAUAAGCUGUCAACCUUGGUGCGAUUCCCACUGACUGGAUUGGACAUGGCCCCCCACAUGGUGAAGAGGAGUCAGAGUAUGAGGAACCUGAACCUUGGGGCCUGGCCGCCUUCCUGGAAGCAGCCCUCAGGACACCACCAACCUGCUGACCUGACCCUCCCACAUGACUAUCAGUAUGACCUCUAUGCUGUGUGUAACCAUCACGGAGGAAUGCAUGGAGGACAUUAUACAGCUUACUGUAGGAACUCAGUGGAUGGCCAGUGGUACAGUUACGAUGAUAGCAGCGUCGACCUGGUGCCAGAGGAGGAAGUAUGUACCAGAGGAGCUUACAUCCUUUUCUACCAGAGACGCAACACCAUUCCCCAAUGGUCUGCCAGUAGCUCCAUCAGAGGCUCCACAAGUUCAUCAAUGUCAGACCACUGGCUAAUUCGGCUGACAGUGGACAGUAAGAGAGGCAGUCUGGUGUCUCGGUCCUCCACCACCUGCCCAUCUUCCAUACCUGACUCUCCAGAGUUGCCAGUCUUCCUUGACGAUGGUUCUAAAGAGGAAAGGGGGGGUUUUGAGAGCAGGCCAUUUAUCAGGGGUCUACAGGGGCGCAGCGUGAGCAUGAGAGCCCCCAGCAAGACCAAGGACACCCUGAGCAAAGUGCUUCCCAUGCGCUGGUCCUUUGGUUCCAAGGACAGACGAAAACCUGACCCAGUGCCUCCACCGGUCCAAGAUCCUGCCCCUGUGGAGCUAGUGCAGUACUUGGAAUCUGGCCGACGGCCCCGGUGCACGAAGGACCCAAUAGUGACGUUAAUGAGCGAACCACGCAGUGCAAAGGAAUCUGCGGAGGGCCGUGCUGCAGCCAAUUUCCGAUCUUCCAGUGUUGGGAGUAUAAGCUGUGUUGGCAAAGCAGGAGAUGAGCUGCCGCCAGAGUCUCCACAGGUCCCAGAGGGCCAGAGGAGGCCAUCAGAUAAGACAGCCAGCCUGAGGCGCAGCAAGGGGAGCCAGACAAGAGAUGAAAACACCUCAAAUAUCAGCAUUAGCUCUAGCAGUAACACCCUCACUAGGAGGAAGGAUGCCAGGAAGCAGAGCUCCUCCAAAGCCUCCCAGGACAGUGAGACAAAAAGGAGUUUCAGUGGUGGAGUUCAGCCAAGCUACAGUACACCCAGCCUGCAUGAUGGGACCCUGAGAAGACAAAAGGGAGACAGGGCUGAUAAGGAACAUGCAUAUGAAGGAAAUUCUAAGACCAAAAAAGGAGAGGUGCCCAAGAGCCAUGAGGGACUGCUCUCUUUCUUCAAAGGCAACUUCUUAAAGAAGGAAAAGGACCCGAGGAAGUCCAAAGAAAGUGAGUCAGGGAGAGGAGGAGGUGAGGAAGGAGGCAGAAGGACCCUGUCAAGACUGUCACUGUCUAACGGAGCAGCAGGAGGCAGAACUGAGGUGGAAGGAAGCAAGUCUAAUGGCUCCAGCCAUCUGGGUGAUGAGCUUGCAAAUGGGAAAGUGGGACGCUCGGCAGCUGACAUCAAACGCUCCCAGAGUUCCUCCAACAUCCCCACCAAGUCAGAGCAGAGCAUGCGCAGAACAGCGUCUUUGCAUCGUAACGGCAUGUCAACGGCCCCGGCACCAUCACGCAGCCUGACAACAGACAAACCGUCGUACGGCACCCUACAGAGGACUCGUUACAGCACAACCUCGCUGGGGCGCAAAAGAACAGUCCCCGAGUCGAGCUUCUGACAUAUAUAACUCAUCCACAUACACACAGAGCCUUUUAUCCUAUAUGAAGUGAAUGACGUCCAGUCUCUGAGAUUAAAGCAAUAGAGUUAAAUUCACAGUGAUACGCCUUUUUGUUCCUAGGAAAUGAACACGCUCACGUGGUUUGCACCAUGGCAAGAAGGAGCAAAUGAAGAGUCUUUUAAUGCUGGGAUAUAAAGAGCAGAAUGAUGUGACGUGUCCAUCAAAUGUCAGAGGGAGUCCAUCUCUAUUCUGUUUUUUUUUUUUAUCACUAACAAGUGCCUGAGAAACUAAUAUGCAGUUUAGACCAAUGAGUUCAUGUCUUUCUAGCACUGGAAGCACAAAAACCAUCUCACACACAUACACACACAAACAAACGUAACAUCUGCAUUAUUACUCUAAUGUGAGUGUUGGAAUUCAUAUUUCCAUUUUGAAUUCUUAUGGUUGUUCACUUACAAUCAAGACACAGUGAUUGUGUUAUUUUAAAAGAAUGUAAUGUGUCCACUUGAUUAACGGUGGUGCUUUGAGGCUGCAGUUUCUGAUUAACAUCAAUUAUUCAUCAUUAAUCCUUUGUUUAAUGUUAAUUUAAAGUAUGGAUCACAGAUGGGAAGGCAUGGAAUACAAAGCAUAGAUUUGUCCCCAUGUGACCCAUACUACAGUUGUUGUUUAUUCUAUUUUAAACCUACAAUGGAAAGACUAAAACAUCUAACUAUAGUAACUCUCUGGGUAGGAGUGGUAUUCUGAAGAAUUUCUGGCCUGGGUCUCUUAAGUAUGAAUUGGCCAAGGCAAUGAAUUUCUACCAGGACCAGUAGCACUUUAUGGCUGGGCCUGACUAAUCUCCCUGUAGUGCAAAGGAAAUGGACAAAAAUACAUUUGUAUACUGUGAAGUAUAAUAUUAAUGCAAUAUCCACCCUUAGAGAAUGUUUUGCGCCUUUGAUAUAGCUUCAUAUUGAUUGCAUUCCAGAGAUUUUUUUUCUUCCACUUUUGUGGAACACUUUAUUUUUUUAGUUUGUUAUUUCCUGUGUUUUCAAGAUUUGUCAUUUAGCUGUGGGAAGAUUAUGAUCACAAUUAACACACCAAGUGUUAAGCUUCUCUCCUGACUUACAAUGCAGAAUGUGGCUAUAUGACAUGCUGUUCUAUUUAAUCUAUAGUUGGUAAAAAGAAAAAGAAAAAAAAUCUGCCUCUUCUGUAAUUUUUUGUUAAAUGGCAGCUCAAGAAAACUAGCCUUUGCUCUUUGAUUGUGAGGAAUUUUCACCUGAAGCUGGCUAAACUGAUUUUGAUUUUUGUAAUCAAGGUUCACUAUAGAAGCACUGAUAAUACUGCAGCCUAACACUGUCUACACAGUUAGUAAGAGAAAUACUCCGCAAAAAAACACCAAAAUGGAUGCAAAAACGAAAGGUGUUUCAGUGUUUUAUCUCCUAGGUGGAACAACCCAAUCUAUGGAAGAUUUAGAAUGCCUAAAUGAAAACAAAACAAAACAAAGAAAUAAAGUGAACUGUAGUGAGAGGGGAAGAAGGAAAACACCUCUAAUUGUAGUUCAUAGAAAACAAGCUAAAUAAUUGUGUUGUAAACAAAUGUUUUUAUGUAAUUAGUACAAUCACAUGUAUACCUAUAAAGAAAAUAGAAGUGUCAGUGUACAUUGUAUUUCAUUUUAUUUCUUUUGAUGUGAUCGUUUGGUUUCUUUUAAUUCAGGCAUUUUAAAUCUUCCGUAUAUUUCAGACAGAAGUCAGAUCUAGCAGUUCCUCUGUGAACCCAGGAUUAUGAAGGAUCUGUUGUGCACUUUGUAUUUUCACAGCUUAAAGUAUUAUGAAAAAUAAGGAUGGUGUCUAUAUUUGCAAGCUUAAUUUAUGUCCUGCAUACUUUUUAUUUUGGACUUUAUGGUGGAAUAUGCAGGCUUGUAAUUAUUUCUGCUUACUUUUACGCUAGCUUUUUUCCAUUAUCAACUUGCUUUAUAUUCAAAAAUGUUCUUGUUUACGUGGAAGAAAUACACUGUAGACUCACACUCUCUUACGUUUGGCCCCCUUGCUGCUUCAGUCAGAGCCCCUGGGUCUAAAGCAAUUCCCUGAAGGUCACUUGCAGAGUGUUAAUUUUAUUUUCCUGGCCCAGAUGUCCCUAGCCACUCCAUUAAUCCAAAUUCUGAUUGUAUUAUAACAGAAUAACAGGCCAGCUGGAUUGCCUCAUUUGCUGCUGCAGUGAUGUUGAGAUGUUCUGUAUAUGUGUACAGAAAUUACCCAUGAUGCCUGCCCAGGCUCUACCCAUGUAUGGCCCUACAUUUGGAUAUUUAAUUUGCACUUCACACAUUAGGGAAUGCUUUUGAUUAAAUAAUGUUACUAAUGCAUACUAAGAAUGAAUUUUCUUUCAAACUGUUUACUCACAGGCUUAGGUGUAAAAUCUGUUAUCUCCACACUAACAAUAAACACAUUAGAAUAUUGAUCCUGAACCUUAGUAGCCAAUAACUGAAAACCUACAAUAUAGGUUCAUCAAGGUAUAUACAUAUAAUACAACAUAUAACAUAAAAGUACUGGGUCAGCCUUAGAAAUAGUUAAAUGAAUAUAACUCACCCUGAUACUACAGGUUAUUAUUGAAGUGGAAGAAGAAUGUCUCUCCAUUCGAAACAUCAAAAUGAAUAUACACAGUCUCUGUUCAUCUGCUGAAUUUUGUAGCCUGCAGCUGCAUAAAUAGAGAAAAGAGCUCAAUACUAUCUAAGCAUUCAAACACUCUCCCUAUGGCCUUUUAAAUUCUCUCUUCUCUCAACCUUGAAACCUGAAAACCAACGUACAAGGUAUCUCAAGAAUUUGUAAUGUACUGUAUGUAAAGUGACUACAGUUACUGGGUUUACAGUAGAUCUACUACUAUGUGCAUUCAUCAUCUCUCUUGUUUGCAAUUUGAAGAUUCACAUCCGCUGAAUUAUGUCUGGUCAUACAGAAGCAUAUCUGAAUGCUUUUGGUUAAUAUUCAUAUUUGAAUAUGGGAUGCCAUGCUUUUUUCGGUCUAAAUAUGAAUGAUGGCAAUGAUAAUACUAGACAAAUGGCUCUGAGCAGUAUUACAGUUGACUUUAGAGUAAAUAAGCUUAAAUAAGUCCUUUUCAUUGGAAAAUGUUUUUUAAAGAAGCCUGUAAGUCUAAAAUCAAAAAAGCAAACUUUAUUAUGAAAGCCAGUUUUCUAUGCAGAUUAACAGUGUGUCACUUUUAUUUUACACUUUGAACACUGGAGUGAACAUUUUCUCAUAUUAAUUACGAGGACACAAGCUACUCUCGCUUAAUUACUAAAUCUCUGUUUCAGUUUCUUCAUCUUUUUGUAUUCUUUGCUUUCAAUUAGCUGUGUUAAAUUUAACUUGCUGAUUCAGAAAACCUUGAUGACAAAAUUGCCCAAAAUGUGACAAGAGCCCAGUGAAGAGAUAUACGACAAAAGGUUGAAUUCUUCCAGUAAAUGUUUGUACUUUCAGCAGCACCCAUACAUUUUCUUAAAAAGGUGCCUAUUGUCUCCAGAUGCAUGGCAUCAUCAUUUAACUGUUGUGCACUUUGAAUCACUCUGCAGAAGAAGAUCACUAUUUUUAAUAGGUAUCUAAUGUUUAUACUCUCAUCACAUCCCAAACCAAAAAGGUAAUUAAUCUUGCUGUAGGCAGUAGUCAUAGCUUUGGUUAAUAAUGGACUUAAUACGCGGCUGUACUGUAAAUCAGAUUUUUAAGCUUUAGUCAUAGGCAUUUUUUUUCUAAUGCUUUCUUUCUUCAGAAUCUUUUUUUUCUUUUAACGAAUGAGUAAAAAAUGUUUGCAAGUGGCAGUUCAACUACUGAAACAAUGUACUGAGUGAUACACCUGGACAAACACAAACCACACAAGAACACACUUCAGUCGUACUUUCAUAAAGCCACUUUCAUGUGACUAAGCAAUAAUAGUUGAAUGUCUCACUCAUUAGUGUUGUUUUUUAAGUUUGAAGUGCUAAACAAAAUGGAAGACUGAAAAAGUCAAGCACAGCAGCUUUUAUUCUCCAGAUAAAAAGUUACUAAAAGGUCAGAUACUUAGUUUGUCUCUUGAAAUGUCAAGAGGGAUUGAUGGUGGAUUUGUCUUGACUGGCGCUGCUGUUAGUCUGCCCUUGAUUAUGAGUUUACCAAACCAUCUAAAUGGAAGUAGUAUGAAUGUUUGCUGGAACGUAGUAAAAUAAAAUAAAUGCCAGCAUUUAUAUUGCUGCUCUGUAGUCUUGUCCACACUGAAAAUGUGUGCUUCUUAAUUAAAGUGUGAAAAGUAACUUUUCGUAGACUCCUGUCAGAGUGACAGAACGCCCAGGGCUAUAUUUGACAGAAAGCAGGAAACUCACCUUGAAACUUGUGGAAUGGUUUUCUUCCAACCUCAUAUAUCUGAGCAAACUUUAUUUUAUAAUAUUGCUGAUAAUUCUGCUUACAUACAAAAUGUUAUUUAUGUUGGUCAAAGCUGAACAUCCCCCAUCUCUUUUCAGUCAAUUGCAGUAUAAUCUAGUGCAUAAAACACCAGGUCAAAGUGCAGUCUCUUCCCUUCAAAAGGGCAGAUAAUCACUGCUACAGAGUGAAUUAAAUUCACUUGUAUGUUGUUUUUCUAUGAGGACAAAGCAGUUAAUUGUAUUCAUGUAUGCAUUUAUGUAUUUGAGAGAUCGAUUAUGUGUUACAGCAGGACAUGGAGUUUAAAUAGGGACACAAAGUCUGUAUUUCAUCAUAAAAUUUUCAAGUUUGUUUCUGUUUCUGUUUUCUUUCCAUUGCCUAAUCCACAUGCGGCCACACACACACACACACACACACACACACACACAGUGUUUACUCUGCCAAACUGAGCACUUCUGUGUUAACACAUUUUUUGUCAAAUGUGGGUUGAAGAUGUUUUUAUAUGCAAUUUUUCUACAUUUUAUAAAAUAUGUGUAUAUAUUUGUGGAUACACACAGGCAGAACUGAGUGAGAGAGAAAAUGAAUAUGAAUGAAUAAAUAAGGUUAUUAUCACUGACA
Messenger RNA from Lates calcarifer (barramundi perch), 9105 nucleotides. It is a transcript of the gene usp43a, whose product is annotated as ubiquitin specific peptidase 43a. Gene Ontology annotation, molecular function: cysteine-type deubiquitinase activity. Bases 437 to 4141 code for a protein of 1234 amino acids. The transcript is spliced from 16 exons. The record is from RefSeq and is a predicted model, not a curated record. NCBI's taxonomy places the organism in Eukaryota, Metazoa, Chordata, Actinopteri, Centropomidae. Gene Ontology annotation, biological process: protein deubiquitination.